AUGUCGAUUUCCUCUGGAGACAAUCUACAAAAUAGGGCAAUUGGCACAUAUGCGUCAAAUGUGGACAAUGUUAAAUAUUUUAAAACUAUAACUGAAGUGCAGGAAACCCUAGAGCAUGAUAUUAAAGGUUGUGAUGUUAAGUUCACAUUGUUCGUUUCUGCGGUCGGAAGCAUUGAUCGCGAACAACUGCGAGACCUGAUUCCACCAAUGUUUAUCAAGAGUGAUAGCAAAUGUGAUUUCCAUGGGCUACUCGAAACUAUUAAUGCAACUCCAAAAUUGAAUGUUUUGCUUCAAAAAAUAAAAGACUCCAAAUUUUCCGGUUGCAAUCCACGCAUCAUUCAUUUGUUGCAUUAUUUGUUGUGUGAGAAAAAAAUACCGACUAUUCGAAGCAUGACUGCAGAUGAGGAUGAUAAAGUUUUCAGUCUAAUUCAAAACUUUGAGGGUACGGUAAUACCCACAGAUAUGUUUGAAAUAUAUUAUAAGCAUGAUUCCGAGGAAGAAAAAACAUUUGAUGCUCAAGGUUUAAAGUAUGGAAGAGAAAUUGGCUUAUGUGGCAUUUCACUCGAUAAAUAUUAUUCAGUCCUAUAUAACGGUUUUUUGGACCAAGAAGAAAUGAAACGCAACCCUAAUGCAUCUCUUCAUCUUACUAAGAAUAUCUUAAUGAGCUUGCAGGAAAGUAGUAUUCAAUCUAGUUGGGAAGGUUCAAGUCUGGGUACUGAUUUGAAAUGUGUUGCUUUGUGUCAGUACAUCUGUCGUAGUGAAUAUUUUCGCCAUGUAAGAAUUUCUAAUUGCUUAGGUGUGUCCAUUCUGCUAGGUGAUAUCGUUCGUCCACGUUAUCUCAUGUUCUUCGCCGAAACACCAGAAUCACUCUCAUCUACUACUGACAUGUCUAUGAGCAAUAACUUAAAGAUUGUUCCAUCCAUUAGUACUCAAGUCGAAUUUAAACCAAUUCCACAGACGUCUACCAAUUGUGAACAAAAGUAUUUGGUUUUGGGGAUGUCUGGAGUGAUGUUGGCAAUCGGCAUGUAUGCUUACAAGAAAAAUUGUUUGGGAUUUAAGGGUAUUUUCGAUUCUAAUAUGGAAAGAGCAAUUAAUAAAUGCUCUGAUGUAUUUAGUAAUUUUUUUUUAAAUUGUUAUGACUUAGAAUAA
Molecule: messenger RNA, 1149 nt
Organism: Teleopsis dalmanni
Lineage: Eukaryota; Metazoa; Arthropoda; Insecta; Diptera; Diopsidae
Product: protein mono-ADP-ribosyltransferase Parp16-like
Exons: 1
Coding region: 1-1149 (382 amino acids)
Source: RefSeq, a predicted model, not a curated record